Messenger RNA from Drosophila grimshawi, 4245 nucleotides. Its product is annotated as daxx-like protein. The coding region runs from base 226 to 3885 and encodes 1219 amino acids. The transcript is spliced from 5 exons. Gene Ontology annotation, molecular function: histone binding. The record is from RefSeq and is a predicted model, not a curated record. Lineage: Eukaryota; Metazoa; Arthropoda; Insecta; Diptera; Drosophilidae.
AGAACUCUACAAAACGCAGAGCAACUCAGCCUGCGAAAACAAACGGAAGGCAACAAUACAAACACAGUCGAAACAAAUUAUUAGACACAGACGUAAUAUAUAUGCGUAAAAAAAAAACUAACUGGCAACAUUAAUAGUUGCGUGCGCUAAGGCCAAAUGUCAAGAAAAAAAACAACCAAAAAGAGUCGCAUCAAAUAAAAAUUGAGUGUAAAGUGAUUUUCGACAAUGACAUCGGUUAUAUAUGUGGAUUUGAGCUCGGAUUCGGAGGAAGAGGGGCCACCCAAUGCGAAGCGGGCGCGAGUGGAACAGACCAAAAUGGCCACAUCAAAAGUGAUUCCAACCAAACUGUUGCACGCCCCAAAAACAUUGUCCGCCGUUGGGAUCAAAUCCACUCCAAUUGCAACAACAACAAUAACAACAGGAACCACUGUUACUGGGACAGUAGUGGGAACUUACAGACCGAUGCACAUUCCCAGCGGUAUAACGGUCACAAAGCACAACAACAGCAACGGCAACUUGAACAACAACAAUGACAAUAACAACAAUAAUAAUAACAACAACAAUAUCUUAAAAUCAAAACCAAUUAAAGUGGCAAGUGUUGGGCAAAAUGUGACAAUGUGGCCGAAAGCAACGACGACCACACUGGCGACCAUAACCAGUGUGCCCAGUCCACAGAUGCUUACGUCCAAAGUGGGAAACCAGAAGCCAACUGCCAACCAACAUCAACAACAACAAAAAUUGCCUGCAAAGCAGAAGCAAACUCAACAGAAAGUUGCAAUUUUGCAGCAGCAAAAGCCGGCAAUGCUGCAAGAGCAGCAGAAGACGACAGCAAUGCUCCAGUUGCAACAACUCGAACAGAAGGCAAUAAAUUCAGUUUCAACGGUGCACAAGACGACGGCAAUGUUGCAGCUGCAACAACUCGAGCAGAAGGCAAUAACUUCAAUUUCGACGGUGCAGAAGACGACGGCAAUGUUGCAGCUGCAUGAACUGCAACAGGCCAAGCAGAAGACAACAACGGCCACGUUGCAACAGCAGCAACACAAGACGCAACCACUGCAAAAGCAACUGCAACAGCAGCAGCAAAAGCCGCCAACGUCGACCCUAGUAAAUGCCAAGCCCAUGUUGAUGCAACAACAGAUGCAACAGCAAAAGACACAAACCAUAAUACAAAAAUUACCAGUUAAACAGAAGACGCCGCAGAUGCCACAGCGUUUGCUGCCCACGCUGCAGAAAAUGACAACGUUGCAACCAAAGUCGUCGGUCACUGGUGGCCAGAAGUUUCCGCCACCGGCGCACAGUGCACCCAACACGCACACGUUGCAUAAACAGAAGCAGCAGCAGUUGCCGCCGCCGCCAGCGCAUCAUUCAAUGAGCAGUGGAGCAGGCCAGCAGCCACCGUUGCUGGCCAAGCUGACUCCAAUGCCAAUGCUGAGCAAACAGCAGCAGCCGGCGCAGCCUGCGGUUUUGGUCAGCGCGGCGCGACAUUUGCCCUACGAGAUGAAGGCCGCAACAAAUACAGCAGCAACAACAGCAACAGCAAUAGCUAAAAGAAGUGUGCAACAUUCAUCGACAGCUGCCAUUACAACGCCCCUGCAGUCCAUAACAGCGGGCGCCACGCCCCCUUUGCGUUUGUUGGCGACGCCGCCGCAUUGCGCUGCAGCAUUAAAUGAGCCUCUGCUGCUCAAUUUGCCGCCGACGACGAGCAUCACGCCACAGUUGACGCCAACAACAACGCCGCCACCAGCAGCAGCAGCAGCAACGCCCUCCGUGGCAGCUGUUAAAAUGUCGUUUCCCGGCGCCAGCAUAUCGCCAGUGAAUAAGCCGCUGGCUAAGCGUGUGCAGCCCAUAACGGUGCUGAAGAAAUCCGACGAGGAGUGGCGCAGACAUCUCGCCCAACAACAGCAGCAGCAACAACAACAGAAGCAGCAACAGCAGCAGCUGCAGCAACAGAAGCCAAAGGAGCAGCCCACAAUUGUCCUAGUCGAAUCGCCGCCCACAACGCCGCCCACCGAAAAACUGGAAUCGGAGCAGGCCAAGAAAAAGGUGGCAAGCGAAACGAUUGCAGCAACAGCAGAAGCAGCAACAACAACAACAACAGUAGCUCCCCUCGUCACGGAAUAUGCGGCACUGUUGCAACUAUGCCGUGAGCUGGACAAAUCGAAGGAUAUGGAACGCUUGAUUGAGAUUAAAUUGAUGAAAUAUUAUUAUAGUGUGCACGAGAGUUUUGUGCGUUCGCGCGGCUUUCGCAAGCAACUGGAGCAGACGAUGGUGCGCAUGCGCAACGAGCCGGACAUGAUCUAUGUGCAUCUCAAGGGUGUCGUCGAGGAGCUCAAAGUGCGACGCAAAGCCAAAGCAGUGCAACUGCCCGACGCAGAGCAGCAGCCGCAGCAGGAGCCACCUGCAGUAACAGUAAAGCAGGAUCAGGAGCAGGAGCAAAAACCGAAUCUGAAGCAGGAGAAAGAUCAUAACGAAACAGUUGAGAUUGCUGCUGCUGCUGCCCCGGCAGUUACAGCAUCCAGCCAACCCACAACAACGGGCAAUAAGCGUACGGACGAGCGUAUACGGAAACUGAAUCGCACAUUGUACACGAUAACGAAACGUAUUGCUGUGCUGGAGGAGGCGGCUGUCGAUUGGAAUGACGAUGAUGACUCCAGUUAUCUGCAGGUGGAGCGCUACAAGAAGCGCGCCUGUCAAAUCUACGAGAAAAUCUGUGAUCUAACCGGUGAGAGUAAGAGCGCCCAUCGCCAGAUGAAGCAACCGAUUCUGUUUAAGGACACGGCAUAUCCGCAAUUCAAUCGCACGCUAUCCGCUUUUGUCAAUCGAAUGCACGAAUUUCCCGAUUACCACGAUGUGCUGCAGCUGCUCGAGCAUUGCAACAAGGACAAGAAUCUGGGACUGGCCACAUUCGAAAUGAAGCGCAUAGCUCAUGAUGCCUUUGUCAAGGUGGGUCGCCUGCUGCAGGCACGGCGCAGGACUGAUCUCUAUGAGACCGUUACACAUUUUACGGCCAAUUCAAAGGAUCCGGCGGCAUCGGAUUCCUCACUGCUGGCCAAGCUGAAUGACAACAACAAGAAGCAGACCAAGAUUAGUGAUAUCCUGGAAAAAUUUGCGCGCGAACAGGAUCUCACGACAGAGGAGCAGCGCGAAGCGCGCUUAAAGGAAAAACUACAACAACAGCAGCAGCAGCAGGUGGCAGCUGCGGAAUCGUCAGCGGAAACAGCAGCAGCAGCAACUGAUGAAACCACUGAUGCCUUCGAUGAUGAUAAGCCCUGCACCAGUGCACAAGCGGCACAAGCAGUAGCCCAAGAGCAGGCACAAACUGCCGUCGAUACGGUGAUGACCAAUGGUCUGAAAAUCGAGAUCGAGAAACGAGAUCUGGACAGCGAAAUGGAAGGCGACAGCGAUGACGAUGAGGAUGAGGAUGACGACGACGAUGAUGAAGAAUCGGAUGAGGAUGUCGAUGCCUUUGUGGACAGUUUCAAGGCCAAUGGCGAUUUGAGCGAUGCGGAAUCGGAAACGGAAGCGAAUGCAGCAGCACCAAAGACACCUGCCACUGACGCAGCUGCUCCUGUGAUAGUUAAUAAUGUAACGAGAGUCAAGACUGCUGCUGCGGCGCCCAAAUCUAACAAAGAUGAUGUUCAUCUGGAGAAUGCAACGGUUGCUGGCAAGGUGCUGUUCAAUGGCAGCCUAAAGGAUGCACCUGCCGCCCAUAUACUAAAGGUCAUGUCCGUUUCUAGUCUAAAUGCCACCAUAAACCAUCCCAGCAACAGCAAUGGAAAGCAAAGUAGUCCAGCGGAGCAGCAGCAGCAACAGCAGCAAAAGAAGCAACAACGACAACAAAUUUUAAUUGACACGGAAAUUGUCAUUUCGGAUGAGGAGUCAUAAUUGAUGUUUAUUCUUUACUCAACAAUCAAUUGGAGAGAAUGUUAGCUUAUUCAUUCAUUCAUUAUUAGUUAGAACAUAUUUAUUUAUCUCAUCUAUGCGCACACUUUGUUAAUUCUUUCAUUUACUACACACACACACACUCCAUUGACCGAUUUGUAUGUAUUAACUUUCAAUUUAAUAUGUUUUACGCGGCACGUUUUUGGAUGCUGUGUUCAAUGUAUUCUUCUUCUUCAUCUUUAAUUUUGUGCGCAAAAACUCUUAGAUAGUGUACAUAUGGAAUACAAAUACUACUACGCUUAAGUGUAUGUUUUCAAAAAACACGAACAUAACAUAAGAAAUAAAUGGAAAAUUGAAAAUAAA